Molecule: messenger RNA, 735 nt
Organism: Prosopis cineraria
Lineage: Eukaryota; Viridiplantae; Streptophyta; Magnoliopsida; Fabales; Fabaceae
Product: dolichyl-diphosphooligosaccharide--protein glycosyltransferase subunit DAD1
Exons: 5
Coding region: 141-488 (115 amino acids)
Biological process (GO): protein N-linked glycosylation
Cellular component (GO): membrane; oligosaccharyltransferase complex
Source: RefSeq, a predicted model, not a curated record
AAGACGGCGACUUUGCAAAUGGUGUGGCCUGGUUCGACCCGAACAUUUUUUGAGGGCUCUGCAAUCUUCAUCAUCGGUUGCCAAUCGAGACUGUAGAAAGUAGCAGUCUGGGAGCAGAGAAGCGUAGCGCCAAUUCGAGGAUGGCGAGGUCAACUAGCAAGGAUGCUCAAGACCUUCUUCGCGCUCUUUGGUCUGCUUAUUCUGCCACUCCCACAAAUCUCAAGAUCAUUGACCUGUAUGUCAUGUUCGCAGUGUUCACAGCUCUGAUCCAGGUAGUUUACAUGGCUUUGGUGGGAUCAUUCCCAUUUAACUCCUUCCUUUCAGGAGUACUUUCUUGUAUCGGGACAGCAGUUCUUGCUGUUUGUCUCCGGAUCCAAGUAAACAAGGAGAACAAGGAAUUCAAGGAUCUUGCGCCGGAGCGUGCAUUCGCAGAUUUUGUUCUGUGCAAUUUGGUACUCCAUUUGGUGAUCAUGAACUUCCUUGGUUGAGUUGUGGCAGGGGCUUUUGUUAUGUGCAAUAAAUCUUUUAGAUUAUAAAAAUCAACAGUAGCACACCUAAAUCUUGUUUUUGUAUUAGCCCCCCCCCCCCCCAAAAAAAGGCAAAAAAUAGUCACUAUCAUUUAACUUAACGCUAGCCUGGUGUUGAACAGUUUUGGGCCGUGUUUUCAGCUAUGCUAUCAGUUAACAUUGCAACCAUUAAAGUUAAUUUUUGAAUACUUCAUUCACUUUAUGAUUA